AACCUUUCCAUCUAAACAAAUUUUGAACGAGACCACUCCUUCCUUGGUCCUUGCUCAUUAGGACAAGGGCAAUUCAAAGAGCAAAGCAAGGUCAAAUCCGUCAUUAUAGAGAAGAACCAAACCCUAAACCGAAGUCAAGGUUUACCCGGACGUUACAUAGGCUCGUCUCUUUAUUUCUCGUCGCAGUAAGGAAGUGGUAUUAGAGCUUCCUCGCCUUCCUCUCAGGUUACUUUCUCAUUUUUAGAUGCACAUCCCUUGUAAUUUCUUGUCAUCGUCUUGAGUUGUAAACAUGGCAGAUGGAUCACAGUGUCCGUCAGUAUUUCAAAAAAUACAUGGGCAGUCCUACUUCAUAUCCAGGCUUUCUCCUAACUUGCAUGCUCGGAAUUAUAAUGUGACUGGUGAAUUUGCCAAUGGAGGAAUUCAUGUUGCUUUACAGCCAUCACAUCAAGCCACUGGGUUGGCACACUUGUCCCCUGUUUCUACCAUAUUUGUACAAGCUCCAUCAGAGAAAGGCGUUUCUGGUUUUAUGGUGGAUUUUCUCAUGGGAGGAGUUUCUGCAGCUGUUUCGAAGACAGCGGCUGCUCCGAUUGAGCGGGUUAAACUUUUAAUACAGAAUCAGGAUGAAAUGAUCAAAGCUGGGCGAUUGUCUGAACCAUACAAGGGAAUUACUGACUGCUUUGCCAGGACUAUUAAAGAUGAAGGUGUCCUUUCUCUUUGGAGAGGCAACACUGCUAAUGUUCUCAGAUACUUCCCCACCCAGGCUCUGAACUUUGCCUUCAAGGAUUACUUCAAGAGGAUGUUCAACUUCAAGAAGGACAGAGAUGGCUACUGGAAAUGGUUUGCAGGGAAUUUGGCAUCUGGUGGUGCUGCUGGUGCUUCAUCUCUUCUGUUUGUUUACUCUCUGGAUUAUGCGCGGACACGUUUGGCUAAUGAUAAUAAGGCUGCUAAAAAGGGUGGUCAGAGGCAGUUUAAUGGUUUAAUUGAUGUCUACAAGAAGACCAUCCAAUCUGAUGGCCUUGCUGGUCUUUACCGUGGAUUCAAUAUCUCAUGUGUUGGAAUUAUUGUCUACCGUGGACUCUACUUUGGAAUGUAUGAUUCUCUGAAACCUGUUAUUUUGGUUGGUGGAUUGCAGGAUAGUUUCUUGGCAAGUUUCUUACUGGGUUGGGGUAUCACAAUAGGUGCUGGACUGGCAUCUUAUCCAAUUGAUACAGUACGCAGAAGAAUGAUGAUGACCUCUGGAGAAGCAGUCAAAUAUAAGAGCUCAUUGGAUGCAUUUUCUCAGAUAAUCAAGAAUGAAGGUGCUAAAUCACUGUUCAAGGGUGCUGGUGCAAACAUUCUACGCGCUGUUGCAGGUGCUGGUGUGCUUGCUGGCUAUGACAAGCUGCAAGUCAUUUUCCUUGGCAAGAAAUAUGGAUCUGGCGGUGGUGGCUAAUGUUAUCACAUUACUGUGGAAGGUGAUACUGGUAUCUUGAAGAAUGAUUUAGGAUCCCUAGUUCAAUAAUGUGGAUGGAUACAUAGUGAUUUAAUACGAAAGGGUAAUUAAUGACGAAAAAGUUACUUGAAUUGAAUGUUACAUGUGUUUAGUUCCAAGACUAUGUAGGUUUUGGUUCUUUUUGGUGAGAAUAAUUGAACAAUGCUCUGCUUUCAAAUACUUGCUUGGUCUGUGAUUUUCUUGUACUUUCUUCCCGUGAUGUAAUAGUGCCAGUGUUUUGCUUUUACCUGUUCGGUAACUGCUCCCA
Durio zibethinus is the source of this 1739-nucleotide messenger RNA. Its product is annotated as ADP/ATP translocase 3, mitochondrial-like. NCBI's taxonomy places the organism in Eukaryota, Viridiplantae, Streptophyta, Magnoliopsida, Malvales, Malvaceae. The record is from RefSeq and is a predicted model, not a curated record. Gene Ontology annotation, cellular component: mitochondrial inner membrane. Gene Ontology annotation, biological process: mitochondrial ATP transmembrane transport; mitochondrial ADP transmembrane transport. Gene Ontology annotation, molecular function: ATP:ADP antiporter activity.